AUGGUGCAGACGGCGCGUGGGGCCAGGCAACAGCGCCACAGGCGAGCGGGAGCAGGGAUCGAGCUGCUCUCCCGCGAGGUCAACGCCUCCUCGCUUCGAUCGAGCGGGAGCGUGGACAGGCGAGCGAGCAGCUGCGGCGGCGGCCCGCGCGGGGGCGACCUGGGCGUGGUGGUGGGCUGCGGUGGCGGCCACGCAUGGGGGCGGCCCAGCAAGGGGCCGGCAGCCCACUGCGGGCAGGCAGCGGCGUGGGGUGGCUGGCCUACUGCGGGGAGCAGCUGGGCUAAGGACUGGGGCGCGGCCCAGUUGCGGGUGCAAGGUGCGGCGCGGGGCGGGCCGGAAGGUGGGUUGCGGCCCACGUGCGGGAGUAGGCUGAAGAGAUGA
This is a messenger RNA of Lolium perenne, 381 nucleotides long. The record is from RefSeq and is a predicted model, not a curated record. Lineage: Eukaryota; Viridiplantae; Streptophyta; Magnoliopsida; Poales; Poaceae.